Onychostoma macrolepis is the source of this 2208-nucleotide messenger RNA. RefSeq lists its product as uncharacterized. The record is from RefSeq and is a predicted model, not a curated record. NCBI's taxonomy places the organism in Eukaryota, Metazoa, Chordata, Actinopteri, Cypriniformes, Cyprinidae. The coding region runs from base 158 to 892 and encodes 244 amino acids. The transcript has 7 exons.
CAAGGAUAAUGAGUGUUUUGUUUCUCAGACCUACCAACAAUGGUGUGGGGUUGAGUGUGUUGUUUCUAUUUGAAGACAAAAAUAAAUAGUCGAUGUUUUGCUUUCAGUUGCCUGAGCUCAGAAAAGAGCUCGUUAUCUGGAUGGAACCUUGGUUAAAAUGAAGUCAUUUAUUUUAAGUCUUUUGCUUGUAGGCCUACCUGGUGCAUCUUGUUUUGAAACACACGGAGUGUCAGAAUUGGAGGGAAAUUCAGUCACUCUACACACUGAUGUUAAAACAAGUCAACGAGACAGAAUUAGAUGGUAUUUCAACGACACUCGCAUUGCUCAAAUCAGUGGUGAUCUCAGAAAGAUCUGUACAGAUGUUCAGUGUAAUGAAGGAAAUGAGAGAUUCAGAGACAGACUGAAGCUGGAUCAUCAGACUGGAUCUCUGACCAUCACACACACCAGAACCACAGACUCUGGACUUUAUCAUCAAGAGACCAUAACCAGCGGCAAAAUCAGUGAAAAGAUCUUCAAUGUCACGAUCACUGGUCGUCCUGGCUCAGAGGCAGCGCAGAUGAAGAGAAGGAUGGAGGGAGCAUCAGACACUUUAGACAAUGCUAUAGAACCUCCAACACUAGAUCAAGCUUCAGUUGAUAGAACAAGAGUAAUUAUAUGUGCUGUACUGCUGUCACUGAUUCUGCCUUCUGUUGCUGCUUGUGUGGGUUAUGGUCUCUGCAGGCGUUUUCAACAAAAUAAACUAAAUAGUAAAAACAAAGGAGCGACCAGAGAGACAUACGAUGAUGAGAAGAUUGCAUCAUCAGAAAUGAUGGAAAUUGUAGACUAUCAGUCGUCAAAAGUGGAGAAACAUAAUUCAAGAGAUGCAGUGUCUUUGAAUGUCAUCACUGUGUGAUGGAAAUUAUCUCCUGCACUUGAACAAGAAUAGUAGCUGGGAGGAGAACAUCUGGCCAUCCCUUGAAGAACGGGGAAUCUGGACAUGCUCCAGCACAGACCCUCCCUGAGUCCCCUGACUGCUUUUGACCAUAAUUCAAUGAUGGUAUCAACAAGGAAAGACAGAUAUAUGUUAACCAGACCUCAACAAACCUACAGCACAGACAUCCUGGUGACCUCAUAACAAAACUCCUUUUCUUUACUGCCUUCCAAAGGAAUGCGCCUCUUUUCUCUUCUUCUCAUAAAAAAACAGAGAACACCCAAACUUCUAUGGACUUUGCCCAAAAGGACAAUCCAGAAAAGACUGCUGCUAUUAAAGCAAUAUACUCAAGAGACAAUAUAUAUAUAUGAAUGUGGUAUUUUAUGUUUCGUUUAUCCUACUGUAGUUAUCAGAACUUAGGAUAUUUUAAUCUAUGACUUAACCCGUUUAGUAGGUAAAAUUAUAGAUAUUCGAUGUGACAACUAUCUCAUGUUUGGUAUUGAAUUAUACGUUAUUUUUUUAUUACAAUAACUACAGUAUAAGGAUGAAUGUUGACUUUUAGCAUCAUAAGGUAUGAUUAUAACACUUUAUAGAAAUCUGCUAGGAUAUUUGGCUCAUGUGACAUAUUUAUUAGCAGAUAAUGUAUGCACGAAAAAGAAGUCGUGCUGGGUGGGCCUCCGCCCUACAGAGACAAUGUGAUUGGGUCAGACAGUGAAUAGGAUGGACUUAAUUCUGUCCGAUAAAAACAGACACCCAACUUUGCAAAGUGUUGGGUUGGGACCACUGAGAACAACAACUGGGGUUGAACGGGUUGAACAACUGGUGAAACUGCAAGGAAACAUCUGGCUGAUCAUCAAAAAGACUUCAACACUCUGUCCACGUCUGACCAAAGUAACUUGCAAAGCUGCUGCGUAAGAACUUCAAACUUGUCAUUCGCGCGCUGUUCAAGAAGCCAUCAAAUCCAAAAGGAGGAAUCCCGAGUGACGUCACGCGACAACAACACAUCAGCAGGAAAGUUCGGGGCUUCCCUCCAGCAACUCCUCAAGAAGUACAGCCUUCAAAUCAAUUUCAACUCAAAGCAAGUAAAACAAACAAAUCUUUAAUUCGCUGAGCUGAUUGAAUUGAAUGAAUCAUUAAAAGAUAACGAUAACCGAGUCUUCUGUUUGUGACUUCCAAGGUCGUUAAGCUAUUCUCAGGAAAAGAGAAUAGCUUAACUUUCUUCAAACUGCUUUGAUCUUGCCAUAACGUAUGUGUGUGUGUGUAUGUGUUUUGUUUUGUAGUGUACCUUAGAAUAGUAA